Molecule: messenger RNA, 2787 nt
Organism: Chiroxiphia lanceolata (lance-tailed manakin)
Lineage: Eukaryota; Metazoa; Chordata; Aves; Passeriformes; Pipridae
Gene: QPCT
Product: glutaminyl-peptide cyclotransferase
Exons: 7
Coding region: 190-1266 (358 amino acids)
Molecular function (GO): zinc ion binding; glutaminyl-peptide cyclotransferase activity
Source: RefSeq, a predicted model, not a curated record
GGGACGGGGCUCAUUUCGGAGGGCACACGGGCUGGGAGAGGCUGGCAGGGCUGCGGCUCCAUCAGCCACAGCCGCUCCCGCAGCAGCAGCCUCCUCCCUCCCUCCGUCCCUCCUCCGCCUCCACCUCCGCCGGCACAGCGCCGGCUCUACCCUUUCCACCCCCGGGACUCGGAGAGGCGGAGGGAAGGGAUGGCGGGGGUCUCGGGAGGCGCUCCCCGGCUGCCCGGGGCGCUGUGCCUCGCCGCCUGCCUGCACCUGGCGCUCGGGAGGGACGCCGGAGCACAGUGGACCCUGGAGAAGUAUUCUCACCAACCAAGAAUUUUAGGUUCUGAUGCUAUUCAAAAAGUUGUGGCAAACACAGAUAUUUCUGAAAUGUGGCAGAACGAUUUGCGCCCUAUCCUGAUAGAAAGAUACCCAGGAUCACCGGGAAAUUAUUUCGUACGACAGCAUAUCAAGCACCGUCUUCAAAGAUUAAAGGCUGGUUGGGAAAUUGAAGAAGAUACAUUUCAGAGAUACACACCAUAUGGAUAUCAAACAUUUUCAAAUAUUAUCAGCACUCUUGACCCCUCUGCAAAACGCCAUCUAGUACUUGCUUGCCACUACGACUCAAAAUUCUUUGGACAACAAUGGCAGGAGAGAGUGUUUGUAGGAGCAACUGAUUCAGCUGUGCCCUGUGCUAUGAUAUUGGAGUUGGCACGUGCCCUGGAUAACAAGCUUCAGUUAACCAAGACCAGCUCAACUUCAAGACCAGACCUUUCACUUCAGCUCAUUUUUUUUGAUGGUGAAGAAGCCUUUGUCCGGUGGUCCCCUUCCGAUUCCCUCUAUGGAUCUAAACACUUAGCUCAAAAAAUGGUAUCUACUCCACAUCCACCUGGUUCAACCACAAACCAGCUGCAGGGCAUAGACCUGCUUGUACUACUGGAUUUAAUUGGUGCACCAAACCCAGUCUUUCCCAAUUAUUUUCCAAACACUACUCGAUGGUUUCAGAGGCUUCAAGCAAUUGAGCAAAAGCUACACAACAUGAAUCUGUUGAAGAAUCACCUUGUUGAAGGACAGUAUUUCCACAGUACUUUACAUCGAGGCUUGGUUGAAGAUGAUCACAUUCCAUUUUUAUUAAGAGGAGUUCCAGUCCUACAUCUGAUUCCAUCCCCUUUUCCUGCAGUAUGGCAUACCAUGGAGGACACAGAAGAAAACCUUGACAAAACCACUAUCGACAAUCUCAACAAAAUCCUACAAGUGUUUGUACUGGAAUAUCUCAACCUGUGAUAGACAAAACAUCAACAAAUUGUACUCCAUUUUAAAUACUGUUUGCCCACCUUCACAUUUGCUAUUUAAUUGAACUGGAGAGCAGUAAAGCAAAGCAAAAUAAGACAGCUCUUGCUAGACUGAUUAUUGAUUCAGCUGUUCCUGGCCCAAUGUUCCAUGUAGCCAAAUAAGAGAGCAUUAAAUAAGAACUAGUUCAGCCUGGAAAGAAUUUGAUCUUUCCAUGUCUUACCUCUGAAUAAAAAAUAACCCAGAAUUUUUCCAGAUUGUUAUCACUGGUUUUUGUCACAUAUUAUGAUCCCAGGAAGGGAUGCCUGCCAACUUAAGUGUUGGAUACAGUUUUUACAAGGCAUGACCAACUUUUGCGAGGUUCAGCAAUGGAAAUGUAUGCCACGUUAUCAAAAGAUGCACUAAAAGAUCACACUAAAACAGACUUCUAUUUUGGGUUGAACUAAAUCACCUCAUCCUGAAAUGGGAUGUGAUUUUUAAGUCUCUCUGCUCCCUCUCCUCCUUCCCCUACAAAGAGGGCUACGAGGGCUCUGCAGACAGCAGGCCACCAGGAAACAGAGCAAUACCCAAAUUGUUUGUUGGAUACUUUUUGAGGGAGAAUGGUGGUGAGGAGUGAUGGUAACACUCCAUUGUGCUUUGACUGCAACACAGGAGAUAUAAAGAGAUCAGGUGGUGUGUGGGAACAAUGCCCCAGCACACACCAUUCAAUCACAUGAGAAUCAUUCAUAGUUUGACCCAAAAAAACCCCAAAACCCCACCCACCUGCCAUUUUUAAUACAAACCACAACAGAAAUAAUCAUACUAGGCAAAUGAUCACUUUAGAAACAAUCAUUUUAAAGGCAAAGUGCUAUCAAAAAUAAAAUUACUUAGAAGCAAAACAGUAGUUUAGGCACCAAAAAGAUACUCACCAAUUUAGCAACCCUGUGUUUUUACAUUCCUUAGUGGAAUUAUUCAAGAAAUUUAGUGUAACACUAGCAAAAAGAAAGCCUGUAAUGAAAUCAAUGGAAGCCAAAAGAACAGUAUUCAGAAGCUACUCACAGAAUUAUGGUUUCCACUGGUGAGAAAAAGGUAAGAGCAUUUGAAGAAAAAAAUAAAAAUAUCAAGCUGGUGGAAGAUGAACUGAGUGAAAACAAGUCAGUAUUUUACUCCUCUGAACUUCUUCCCUUAGGAAGUUCUAUCCUGAGCAAAGAGACUUAAAAAGGAGAUAAGCCAUGGGGACUUAGGUCAGGAUGUCAGAUUUGGCCUGUAUUUUACCAUUUUCCUAAAGCAAACAUUUCUGAGCCUAAGACAAUAUUUACAUCCAUAUUUUAAAGCUGUAACAGAAAUAUACAUUUACAGCAACGAAAAUUUGUAAAAUUUUAGUAUUAGGGAUAGCCUGAAAAUUAAAUUCCAUCUGAUUUUGGUUGCUCAAGACGAAAUAAACGCAUUUUAUAUUUUCCCAUCGCUUUAACAUUUGUGAGAAAUGUUUGUUUUGCAUGCAAGUUCUGAAACAGAAUACAAUGAAAAUUCUGAAAA